AUGUCUAGCAAUUGUUGCGUCUUCAAAACCCCAAUCAUACUUAACGGGCACAAUCGACAGGCUUAUGUUCCUGAUGCCUUUUCCAUCGGGCCCAGACACUAUGGCCAAAUACAUUCAAAAGGGACACAAAAACUCAAACUGAAGUAUCUUGAAGGCCUCAUUCAUCAUUCCCCUAAUCCGGUGACUCGACUGGUAGAGCUGGAAGAAGCUAUGACAGAGAUCAAGUUGGAGACUCAUGAAUGUUAUGGGGGUCCGGUUAUAUUCAGCGGUGAAGAAUUUGUAAAGAUUCUGGUGCUUGAUGGUUGCUUGAUUAUUGAACUGUUCUGGAAAGAUGUUGAUGAAGUCGAAAGAGACGAAGAUGAUCCCAUUUUCAUCAUGUCUUGUAUGCUUCACCUUCUAUAUCUUGCUUUGAUUUUGCAAGAAAAUCAAGUGCCAUGGUUGGUUCUUGAUAGCUUCUUUAAUCUAACAAGGGCCGCUAAUGAAACCAAGUCCUUGUCUCGACUUGCCAUCGAAUUCUUCGGAAACAUGUUUUCAUCUGAUGCACCUUCCAUGGACCGAAAUCUUUUCUUCGGGAAAGAUUUAUCCGAAUAA
This is a messenger RNA of Hibiscus syriacus, 591 nucleotides long. RefSeq names its product UPF0481 protein At3g47200-like. The record is from RefSeq and is a predicted model, not a curated record. Lineage: Eukaryota; Viridiplantae; Streptophyta; Magnoliopsida; Malvales; Malvaceae. Bases 1 to 591 code for a protein of 196 amino acids. The transcript has a single exon.